This is a messenger RNA of Etheostoma cragini (Arkansas darter), 2842 nucleotides long. Its product is annotated as nucleobindin-2-like. Bases 146 to 1468 code for a protein of 440 amino acids. The record is from RefSeq and is a predicted model, not a curated record. Gene Ontology annotation, cellular component: extracellular exosome; endoplasmic reticulum-Golgi intermediate compartment. Lineage: Eukaryota; Metazoa; Chordata; Actinopteri; Perciformes; Percidae. Gene Ontology annotation, molecular function: calcium ion binding. The transcript is spliced from 13 exons.
AUGGUGAUUGCAACCUUUUUUUCUGUAGGUUGUAGCUUGUAUUGGUGGUAGAUGACAGCUGUAAACAUGCUCCAAUGAAGCUCAGGUGCUUUGAGGAGAACUAAACGACAAAAGAGCGGUGAAGAGUAUAAGAGAAGAGCUUAAAAUGGUGAAGUGUAAAUCCUUCGUCAGUUGUGGGCUGAUUCUGCUGAGUUUGUGGCUGUGUAUCCAGUCAGUGCCUAUCAGUGUGGACAAGACCAAGGAGAAGCCUCCAGUGGAGGAACUGGAGUCACCACAGAGUGCUGAGACUGGGCUGCAUUAUGACCGCUACCUCAGGGAAGUCAUUGAGUACCUCGAGAAAGAUCCUCACUUUAAAGAAAAGCUAAAAAAUGCCAACAUUGAUGACAUCAAGCAAGGCAAACUUUCCAAAGAGCUGGACUUUGUCAACCAUCAUUUUCGGACUAAGUUGGACGAGGUGAAGAGGGAGGAGAUGAACAGGCUGCGGAUGCUCAUUAAAGUCAAACAAGACAUCCAGGGGGGGAAUGGCCGAACAGUGGACCACCAGGCCCUGCUCAAACAGUUUGAUCACCUCAACCACCUGAACCCCAACACUUUCGAGGUGGACGACCUGGAGCGCCUCAUCCAAUCGGCGACCAAAGACCUAGAGAACUUUGACAAGAACCGUCACGAUGAGUUCAAGAGGCAUGAGAUGAUGAAGGAGCAUGAGAGGAGGGAACGGCUGAAGACCAUGAAUGAGGACGGUCGCAAGACGGAGGCGCAGCACUACGAGGAGAUGAAGAGGAAACACGCUGACCAUCCAAAAGUGAACCACCCUGGCAGUGAAGACCAGCUGAAGGAGGUGUGGCAGGAGUCGGACGGUUUGGACCCAGAGAACUUUGACCCCAAGACCUUUUUCAAAAUCCAUGACAGCAACGGAGAUGGCUUCUUCGAUGAGAAUGAACUUGAGGCUCUUUUCACUAAAGAGCUGGAGAAGGUGUACAACCCCGAAAAUGAAGAAGACGACAUGGUUGAGAUGGAGGAAGAGAGACUGCGAAUGAGAGAGCAUGUUAUGAAUGAGGUGGACACCAAUAAAGACAGACUUGUGUCACUGAGCGAGUUCAUUGCUGCCACUCAGAAGGAGGAGUUCUUGGAAAAAGAUGAGUGGGAGACGUUAGAACAAAAACCCGUUUACACUGAGGAGGAACUGAGAGAGUAUGAACAGCAUCUGGUCAGCGAGGAGCUUGACAUUAACCAGAAGGCGGCGGAGCUGCAGAAACAGAGGGAUGAGCUGGAAAGGAAACAGGAAGAACUUAAUGCUCAAAAGUUUGGGCUACAGCAGGCAGUAGAAGAAAUGGAAAGGAUAAAAACGGAGGCCAAACAGCCCAGCGGAGUAGCUGGAGGUGAACCAGCACCAUUUGUACCAGGAAAUAGUCGACCAGUGCCCCCUGGCCACCAGCAGCCUGAUGUACCAGUGCCAGGACACUCUUAGCGGGCCUCAAUAGUCAAUGUACUGUAUGGAUGCCAGUGAGCGUGCAUGUGUGAGUUCACCUUGUAAUAAUUCAAAUUUUCCAGUUUUCUUUAGGAUAUUUAAAACACCACUUUAGAAAAAUGUGCCCAAAUAUCAAGAGCACCUAAGAAAAUCUGAUUUCAGGCUGCAGCUUUGGUGCCAGUGCCCCUUAUGCCCAUUUGGGCUGCAUAAAUCAGAAUUGUGGAGCUGGUCCAGUUAUUUUGUGAACAAUCAACCCUUUUGUUUUAUUUCGUUUUGGUCUUUUAUCACAGCAAGGACUUUGUUCUCCUGGGGAAGUGGUUUGGGGAGAAACGGCAAAGCCGGAAAAGUGAAUUUGUUUAGUGCACACUGUAGGUCAUUGUCACUGUCUCUCAGAGGAAAUACUUUGAAAAUGGUUCAUUUAUUUCAUUAAAGAGAGCUGAUUAUUGCAUAUGAAUGUCAAACUUAACUUAGUGCUGCUAGCUUAAGAUUGAAAUGGUCCUAUUUACAUUUAGUAAUGUAAAGGUUAGACAAUUCCUCACAUUUACUUAGAAGAGCAAAUAGUCUGGAUCUAUAAAAUAUUUAAUUCUUUAAGUUGCAUUUUGUCUUUUUAAUUUUCAUACUGGUUUCAUUUUAAAAUGGGACCAUGUAUGUAUGUGGGUUUAAAACAUAGACUAUCAACAAUAUUUCAAAAUCACAUUUGAUUUUGUUCUCUUAUACCUCUGUUGUUGGGAGGGCUCCAGACAGCCGCAAUUACCCAAAAAUGAUCAUCCGUUAUCAGUUAGUUGUUGUUUAUGCAGACCGUUUGUUGUAAAACUCUUUGUGAAAAUUUCCUGAGCUAUUUUUUUUAAAUUAUUAUUACAAAGUUUAUACCAAUAUAAAAGGCAUAUGUCCUGUGGACCAGAUGAUUGAAGAACAUAUUUAGUUUACAGAUAUACGUUACAUAUUUAAAUCUUUUAAUUUAAUAUAAUUGUGCUGGUGUUAGAAUGAUAAUUGUAUGGAUUCCAAAGUGGUUUUAUGUGUGUGUUAAUAUUGGUGAUUUCUUUUUUUUUUGUCUUCAUGGUAGAAUCAUUUUUAAUUUAUUUAUUCUCUACGCCACUGUAAUGAAACUGCAGCAGGUUGAAUUGGGACUUGUCUCUGUCAUAGGUGAUGGGAAAUUUUCAUUAAAUUACAGAUAGAGUCACAUGGUUAAAACUAUGUUCAUUAUAGAUUAAAACAACAGAUCAGAGAUUGAAUAAGGUCUUAAAGAUUAGUAAUCUUUUGAGCAAUUGAGGUGCAAUAGACAGGUUAUUAUGUCCCUUUAAAUAAAUUCUCCUGUGAGAAAUUCAUUAAGCUGUUGUACAAGGUUUGAAUGUGAAUAAAACGAAUGAGCUUGCA